Molecule: messenger RNA, 2014 nt
Organism: Physella acuta
Lineage: Eukaryota; Metazoa; Mollusca; Gastropoda; Physidae
Product: aspartyl aminopeptidase
Biological process (GO): proteolysis
Molecular function (GO): zinc ion binding; aminopeptidase activity
Source: RefSeq, a predicted model, not a curated record
UGAUUAAGUCUGAGUUAUCAUAUGAGGUCGUCAUUAUCAAAACUAUCUGGCUAGCCAUUCGGUGACAUACGUCUUACUAAUUAGAUUCCAAUUAGCAAGAAUAGUCCAAAGGUUGAUUGAUUGAUACCUUUUGUAACUUUUUCAUCCAUAACAAAAUAAGUAAUGGCUGUAACUCGAGAGAAAAUCCUGGCCAGUGCUAAAGAUUUUCUGUCUUUUAUUAAUAAAUCUCCUUCCCCAUUUCACGCUGUGGAUGAAGUUAAAAAAGCCCUUGUUUCAAAUGGUUUCAAAGAGUUAAAAGAGGCAGAACAAUGGAAUGUAGUCCCUCUUGGAAAAUACUUUAUCACAAAAAAUCACUCAACAAUUAUAGGGUUUGCUAUAGGAGGGAAGUACAGACCAGGCAAUGGUUUCAGUGUGGUUGGGGCUCACACGGACAGUCCAUGUCUCAGGGUAAAGCCAGUGUCUAACAAAGUCAAGCAAGGAUUCUGCCAGGUUGGAGUGGAGUGCUAUGGUGGGGGGAUCUGGAAUACAUGGUUUGACAGGGAUUUGACAGUGGCAGGCAGAGUCUUGGUCAAAGAUAAGAAUGAUGAAAACAUCAGCCACCAUCUGGUUCACAUUAAUCGUCCCAUCCUUCGCAUUCCACACCUGGCCAUCCACCUACAGAGGGAGAUCAACGAAAACUUUGGCCCAAACAAGGAAAAUCACUUGUGCCCCAUUUUAGCAACAUGUGCUCAGGCAGAGUUGGAGGGGGACAAAAAAUCCACCAGCUCAGAGGAAACAGAACCCACAGGGCAGGCAGCCAAACAUCCCCCUACACUGGUCAAGAUUCUGUGCCAGGAGCUCAAGAUUGAUCCAAGCCAAAUGAUGGAUUUUGAGUUGUGUUUGGCAGACACACAACCUGCUGCGCUGGGCGGAGCCUAUGAAGAAUUUAUUUUCUCACCUCGGCUAGACAAUUUGUUCAAUGCUUAUGCAGCUUAUAAGGGACUGCUGGAUUCCUUAGGUGAUGGAAGUCUGGAGACUGACCCAAACAUUCGCAUGAUCAGCUUGUUUGAUAACGAGGAGGUUGGGUCAGAAAGUGCCCAGGGCGCGGGGUCGAUGUUCCAGGAAAAUGUCAUGCGUCGCCUCAGCUCCAGUGCCGAGAAGCUGACGGCCUUUGAGGAAUCCAUCGCCAAAUCUUUCAUGGUCAGUGCUGACCAGGCUCAUGGCUGUCACCCCAACUACUCAGAGAAACAUGAGGCCAAUCAUCAACCAGAGUUCCACAAGGGUAUUGUCAUUAAGUUCAACUCCAAUCAGCGUUAUGCUACAACCAGUAUUACUGCUACAAUCUUGAGGCAGGUGGCUAAGAAGGUGUCUGUGCCUCUUCAGGAUUUUGUUGUACGCAAUGACUCAACCUGUGGAUCAACCAUUGGACCAAUCAUGUCUGCCAAACUUGGCAUGCAGACAAUUGAUGUGGGAGCGCCACAAUUUGCCAUGCAUUCCAUCAGAGAAACAGGGGCCACAACUGAUGUUGUACAUGCCAUCAGACUUUUUGAGGGAUUUUUCCGCUUCUACCCAGAAGUUCAAGCAUCACUCAAGUUUUGAGAUUUCCUCAUGUAACUCAGUGCUUAGUCAGAGAUCAAAAUUUUUACUGCUGAUUCCAAAUUGCUUAGUGAAUACUCAGACCUGUACUCAUCAACAACUCCCAGACCUUUGCCUUCCUGGGACAAGCCUUCAAAGCCUUGUGAUAACAACUAGCAGUUUUUUCUCCAUUUAUCUUUUCAACUUGAGUAGUAGAUAUAACAUAAUUCUUUAUAGACAUCCAUCAAAAGAAGUUAAAAGCCUUUUUGAAUUCUUGUUUACUUAAAGUUUAAAAUAGGACAAAAUUUUUAAUAUCAGGUAGUAAUUAUUUAUUUACUCUUUACUUAGAUGUUUUUGUGUAGAGUUAUGUAGAUUUGUUUUUAUACACUUUCAUUGUAUUUUGUAUGUACUAAAAAUAUGUUCACGAGAAAAUAAAAUCACACAAACUUUGUUUUGAAAA